This is a messenger RNA of Triticum urartu, 768 nucleotides long. Its product is annotated as large ribosomal subunit protein eL36x-like. The record is from RefSeq and is a predicted model, not a curated record. NCBI's taxonomy places the organism in Eukaryota, Viridiplantae, Streptophyta, Magnoliopsida, Poales, Poaceae. Gene Ontology annotation, biological process: translation. Gene Ontology annotation, cellular component: ribosome. Gene Ontology annotation, molecular function: structural constituent of ribosome.
CAGGCCCAUCAGUCUAGCGUGGAGAGAUUUCACGCCCUGGCCAUAUAUAAGAUCCUGCCUCACGCAGCUUAGGGUUUCUUCCCGGGCGCUGGCGGCGGAUUAGGGUUUCACUUGCAUCCAUUCUCAACGUUAGCAGGAGCGAGUGGGAGUCCGGCCAUGGCGCCGUCGCAGCCCAAGUCAGGGCUCUUCGUGGGCAUCAACAAGGGCCACGUCGUCACCAAGCGCGAGCUGCCGCCUCGCCCGUCCGACCGCAAGGGGAAAGGUACAAAGAGGGUGCAUUUUGUCAGGAACUUGAUCAGGGAGGUUGCUGGAUUUGCUCCCUAUGAGAAGCGUAUCACUGAGCUUCUUAAGGUUGGAAAGGACAAGCGUGCACUCAAGGUCGCCAAGAGAAAGCUUGGUACUCACAAGAGAGCAAAGAAGAAGAGAGAGGAGAUGUCAAGUGUCCUUAGGAAGAUGAGGUCUGCUGGUGGUGGUGCUGGUGACAAGAAGAAAUAGAACUUGGCUAGCUGGUGAAUUUUAUCCGGAAGCAAAGUCCUGUAUUACCAGUCCGUACCUAUAGAGCUAUGGCCAUUGUGUUGACACUAUCUUUAGCCCGUGGUUUCUAUUUUGAGAAGACCAAUCUUUUUAAGAUUUUUACAUGAGUCUGGUGCCUUUGUUUGAUUACUUGGUACUCUGCUGUUUAUUCAGUUAUGUAGCUUGUCUGGGUUUUGUACCUGCGAUUGUUAUAUGUUUUCAGAAAGCCCUGCCACGGUGUGAACUUGGAGCCCA